Messenger RNA from Theileria equi strain WA, 1032 nucleotides. Its product is annotated as DNA repair protein rad51, putative. The transcript is spliced from 5 exons. Gene Ontology annotation, molecular function: ATP-dependent DNA damage sensor activity; single-stranded DNA binding; ATP hydrolysis activity. Gene Ontology annotation, biological process: double-strand break repair via homologous recombination; DNA recombinase assembly; mitotic recombination-dependent replication fork processing. Gene Ontology annotation, cellular component: condensed nuclear chromosome. The coding region runs from base 1 to 1032 and encodes 343 amino acids. NCBI's taxonomy places the organism in Eukaryota, Apicomplexa, Aconoidasida, Piroplasmida, Theileriidae. The record is from RefSeq and is a predicted model, not a curated record.
AUGGCAUCAGAGGAGUUAUCGUUAGUCAAUGAUAGCUCGGCCGUAGCUUUGGCUGAGGCUGUUAGUGCGAACCCGCAGCGCUUGGAAUGCCUCUUAUCCAAGGGACUUUUACAAAGAGACCUGGAACUUUUGAGGGAAGCUGGGUAUUCGACUCUGGAAUGUGUAGCCUAUGCACCACAGAAGAACUUGCUGGUAAUUAAAGGAUUUAGCGAGCAGAAGGUUUGCAAAAUCAAGGCAGCCUGCAAGGAACUAUGUCAUCUAGGAUUCUGCUCCGCACAUGACUAUUUGGAGGCUCGUGGAAACCUGAUCAAGUUUACCACAGGGUCAGUGCAGCUGGACGUAUUGCUAAAGGGAGGAAUAGAAACGGGUUCUAUUACUGAAAUUAUCGGAGAGUUUAAGACUGGAAAAUCACAAUUAUGUCACACACUAUCGGUGACCUGUCAAUUGCCUGUUGAACAGAGCGGCGGUGAGGGAAAAUGUUUGUGGAUUGAUACAGAAGGGACGUUUAGACCGGAGCGUGUGGUUUCAAUUGCAAAGCGCUUCGGGCUUUCACCUUCUGAUUGCUUGGAUAAUAUAGCUUAUGCAAAGGCUUACAAUUGCGACCAUCAGCUGGAACUUCUUGUAGAAGCCACCGCAAUGAUGUCACAAGCUAGAUUUGCACUUUUGAUUGUAGAUUCAGCAACUGCGCUAUACAGAUCGGAUUAUUCUGGCAGAGGUGAACUCUCAACUCGUCAGAUGCAUCUUUGCAAAUUUUUAAGGGCACUUCAACGUAUAGCAGAUACAUUUGGUGUUGCGGUUGUAAUUACAAAUCAAGUAGUCUCAAGGGUUGAUGCAGUAGCAUCAUUUUUUGGAAAUGACAAAAUCCCUAUUGGAGGAAAUAUUAUGGCACAUGCUAGUCAAACACGUUUAUUUUUGCGACAGUCAAAGGGAGAAAGUCGUAUAUGCAAGAUUUACGAUUCUCCAGUUUUGCCAGAGGGUGAAGCAGUUUUCUCAAUAACCGAUGGUGGAAUAUCUGAUUACAAUGAUCAUUAG